This is a messenger RNA of Emys orbicularis (European pond turtle), 8428 nucleotides long. RefSeq names its product SET domain containing 2, histone lysine methyltransferase (gene SETD2). Gene Ontology annotation, cellular component: chromosome; nucleus. NCBI's taxonomy places the organism in Eukaryota, Metazoa, Chordata, Testudines, Emydidae. Gene Ontology annotation, biological process: regulation of DNA-templated transcription. The coding region runs from base 1 to 7857 and encodes 2618 amino acids. The transcript is spliced from 23 exons. Gene Ontology annotation, molecular function: protein binding; histone H3K36 methyltransferase activity. The record is from RefSeq and is a predicted model, not a curated record.
AUGAUCCGGAACAUCCCACCCCUGAGGAUUUUCACCAAAACAUACACACACAACAAUCAGCAUGUCAGGGCUGCUGGUUUCAUCGCCUCUUGGAGAAGAGAAGAAGAAAAUGAGGGCAAGACUGAAAAUGUGCAGAAAGCUGGUUUUGUCAAAGGCCCAGUGUUCAAAGGUGUUGCUUCUAGCCGCUUUUUGCCCAAAGGCACCAAGACAAAGGUUAACCUUGAGGAACAAGGAAGACAGAAGGUGUCUUUCAGCUUUAGUUUAACAAAGAAAACCUUGCAGAAUAGAUUUCUGACUGCUCUUGGAAAUGAAAAACAAAAUGAAACUCAGAACUUCCCAGCUACACCCCUUCCAACUGACUUCGCCCCCAAAAUUAAAAUGGACCUUGGGGAUACCUCUGGUUCAGCAGAAGAAUCUUCACCACCAAAACCUAAGGUGGAAUUGGGCAAGAUCCAUUUUAAGAAGCAUCUGCUCAGUGUAACAGCAAAGCCACUGCCAGCUGCUGUAGCACCGCCACCAUCGCUAGCAGCUGUAGCACCAGCAGAAAUGGCAGCAGCAGAAUUGCCAUUGACACCGCCUCCACCGCUCUCCCAAACAGCAUCUCCACCAGCACCAGUGCUAACAGCAGUAGCUUUUCCCCAACCACCCGUAGCCGUAGCCGUGACAGCAGCACCACUUCUGCUACCACCUGUAGAAUCAGAAGUCCAAACUUCAAAGGAGCUAUCAAAUGCAGUAGUGAAAGAAACUUUAGAACUGGACAUUAAACAGGAUUCUGCAUCUAAUAGUUCCGAAGAACAUGUAACUCAAAAUAUGUCUGAGCAAAUGGAAAUAACUUCACAGCAGGAAGAUUCCCAUAUUGGGAAGGAGGAAGAAAUUUCAAACAGCUCAAGAAGUGUUUCUCUGUGUUCCAAAAAGCAGGGUUCUAAGAGGAAAUUUUCUCAAUCUGAUGCCACGUUACUGGGUUCUGAAUCCGAUGAAGAUUCUAUAAGGACUUCUUCAAGUCAGCGAUCACAUGAACUAAAAAUAUCAACAAGCACAGAAAAGGAAAGAGAUCCAAAAAAGAGCUCAACUUCUCUCAAAAGUGAAGAUUCGGUGAAAUCUUCCUCGCGAUCUAAAUCGGACAGAGAUGAAAAACAUUCUAGCCACCCAAAACCAGAGAGAGACUCUAGGUAUAUGUCCUCCCGGUCUAGGUCAGACAGGGACAGAAGACGGAGCAGGUCUCAUUCUCGUUCUAGGUCUGACAGAGGUUCUAGAACCAGCUCAUCCUAUUCAAGAUCAGAACGCUCUCAUUAUUAUGAAUCUGACCGAAGAUACCAUAGAAGCUCCCCUUACAGAGAGAGGACAAGGUAUUCACGUUCUUACACAGAUAAUAGGGCAAGAGAGAGUUCUGAUUCAGAAGAUGAGUAUAGGAGGACCCAUCCCAAGUCUAGUGACUCAAGGCGUACGUCAUCUCAUUCCUCCUCAUACAGGGAUUCUAGAACUUCUUCCUAUUCUAAAUCAGACCGGGACAGCAAAACAGAGUCGUCUUAUGCUGAAACCGAGAGGAGAGGAAAGUCUUCAAAAUCAGAUAGAGAAUCAAAAAGGACUUCAGAAAGUGAAGUAUCAAAAAGAUGUUCUCCCCUUAAUGAGCUGGGAUAUCGAAGGGGGUCAUCCCAUUCUAAACCUGAUAGUAAUGUGAACUCUUCCCAUUAUAAGUACACCCCUACAAAGACUUCUGCACCAAAGUCUGAUAAGUCUAAAAGUUCUUUCUGUUGUACAGAAUCAGUUGAAGAAAUCAAACAGCAGUCUAAUUCUUUAGAUUUAGAGACACCUUGUCUAAAAAGCAAUGAGUUGAGAAUGACUAUUAUAAAAAAGUUUGAAAGGGAAAAGACGGUUUCUCCAUUCAGUCAAUUAAAUGAUUCACCUACUUUUAAAAAGCUAGAUGAGUCAAAAGAUGGUUCUCCUAAUUUGAAGUCUGAACUUAUAGGAAAUGAUUGCCAUGACAGUAUUAAAGAACCAGAAAAUUUAAUAAAGGUAAAACGUGAUCAAUUAAGAACUUAUUGUCCCAUAGAACUGAAUAUAAAUGGGUCCCCAGAGGGUAGGUCUGAUGACUUAGCAACUUUCUGUGUCUCCAAAACAGAGGAUCUUGCAAUGUCUUCUGAUGAUAGUCUAGGUAGAUCAGAGGUAUCACCGCUGAUAAAAAGUAAUAAAUUUUGUGUGUUGCCAUCUAAUGGAUUUCAAAGUGUAUAUAAAUCUAAAGAACAAGAUUUGGAUGAUUCUCAUAUACAGUCUAAUGAGUUCAACAGUUCAUUUAAAGAAACAGACGCUCCAGUUCCUUCAGAGCAAGAUGAAGUUAUUUCUUUUCCUGUUACGAAUAUAGAUCAUUCUGAAAUGUUAGUUAAAAAAUUGGAUGAUCUGGCAACUCCUUGUAACAGAACCAAAGAUUCAGACUUUUGCUACAUUUCAGAUGAUACUAGUCCUUCUUUGUAUCAUUCAGAAGUUGAAAUUGAAGUUGAGCCCACUGAUAUAAAAGUUACUCAAGAAACUUUAAUGGACAUUCAUGUAGAGCCACAAACAGUUAUAUGUGAUUAUGAAAACACGGAGGAUCAAAAUUCAACGAAGUCUGCAUGUGAAGAUGAACUAUAUGAUAUUAGUCCUUCCCAUGAGCUGAGCCUAACAGUAGAUAGUUUAAGCAGAGAUUCUUCCCAAGAAGAAUGCUCCCUGGAAAUCAAAUUAGACAAUGAAAUUAUUACACCACAACCAGAGGAAAACCUUGCUUCCAAAUUGGAUAGAGCCAUGCAGAAUGAAAGGGAAGAAUGCUUGCAACAUUCUGAAACGGAGACGAUAAUUGAAUUAGAUGCCCAGCAAAUUGGUCCUGAUUUAGAAAAAGGAAAACCGUCAUUUAAAAAUGAGCAUUCAUAUUAUUUAGAAGUACCAGCAGAACACCUAGAAAAAGAGAAACCAGCUGAGGAAAGUUCUACCAUCUUCGCUGAAAGAAUCAGGUCUGAUGAUUUUAAGGACCAGUCUCUGGAAGUCUCAGUUGGCAAGGAUGAAGAAAAUGAGUCACUGGUGGUUUCUGCUUUUUCAGAGGCUUUGUUUCCAUCUUGUGAUGUCAUUGUGACUGCAGAAGAAACAGAAACUGUAGCUCAAGCCGCCACGUGUGACAGUAGUGGCAAUACUUCGGAAUUCAUUUCUGCUCAUAAUGAUGAUUAUUCUGAUACGGCAGAAAGUGAGAGUGAGCAGGACAGUGAAGAAAGUGAUACAGAGGAUUCUGAUUCUGAUGACAGUGUUCCAAGGAACCGUCUUCAGUCAGUUGUGGUGGUUCCUAAGAAUUCCACUCUAAGUAUGGAAGAAAGUAGUCCUUGUUCAUCUCGGAGCAGCCAAGGUAAUACACGUUACUCUGAUAAUUGGGAAGACGAUAGGCCAGAGUCCAGCAAGCCUUACUAUGAAGAAAGAUCAGAGAAUAUAGCAAAUAAAAAUGGUCCACAUAUUGAGAACAAGUGUUCUCCUUCUAGGGGAAUGGACAGGAGUCCAGAGACAUCUACUGAGCUCAAUAGAAAGGAAGCUGAAGAUCUCCAGCCUGAUAUGUCUCAGCCUCAGAGUGAUGGAGUUGAUAGUACAAGUCAGACAGACCUAACAUCAAAUUCCAAUGGCAAACCAAAUCCAGAUGAAAGAAUAUUGAAAGAAUUGAUGUCCAUAGCUAGACCGGUUGGCAGACAGCAAGACGAGCAGCCAUUUUGUUUUUCUGAGAGCUUUGAAAGUGCUGAAAAUAAAUCUAGGCACCAGACAAAUUCUUCCAAGCCAGACAGCAGGCAGGGAAAGAGUGGGUUCAGUAAUGUAUCUGGUACAGGAGAAUUCUCCAAAUUGGAUGGUUUUCAUUCAACAGAGGACUUGAGUAGCCUGGGGUGGGACUUCUCUCAACCAGAGAAACCCAGUAGCACAUACCAGCAGCCCGACAGCAGCUAUGGAAUGUACUCGGGUUACGUUUGCCAGCAGGGUUCAGGAUCAUACAGUGGCUCACAGAAUUACUGGCAAGGCAAUGGCUAUUGGGACCCAAGGUCUGGUAGUAGGCCCUCUGGAAUUAAUUAUGAACGAAUACAAGGGCAGGUACCAGAUUCCCUAACAGAGGACCACGAAGAGUAUGAACAGGAUGACAAUUGGGAUGAUGAUUGCAAAGCUCACUUUCCUAGCCAGUCAAGUAAAUUUCAUUCUCUCAGUGAUAAAGAAAAGGGUUCUGUGCAGGCACAUGAGAUAAGCAGUAAUUCAGCAAAGGAGCCAACAGUUGUAAAUGAGAAAAAAGAGCAGGCAAAGAUUUUGGAAAAAAAUGAUGUGAAAGAGCGAGGACCACCGAAGAAAAGAAGGCAAGAAUUAGAGAGUGACUCUGAGAGCGAUGGAGACCCAAGAGAGAGAAAGAAAGUAAAAACGGAUGCAGAGGGGGAGCAGUCGGAGUCCUUGCCGCAGGGUUCAGCAAUGAUUCGCCCACUGUGUAUCAUGGAAGAGUUCAGAGACCCGCAACGCUGGAAGGAGUGUGCCAAGCAAGGAAAAAUGCCCUGCUACUUUGACCUUAUUGAGGAAAAUGUGUAUUUAACAGAAAGGAAGAAGAACAAAUCCCAUCGUGAUAUCAAGCGAAUGCAGUGUGAAUGUCCGCCUCUUUCUAAAGAAGAGAGAGCUCAAGGGGAGGUAGCCUGUGGUGAAGAUUGUCUCAAUCGCCUGCUCAUGAUAGAAUGUUCUUCCAGGUGCCCGAAUGGGGACUACUGUUCCAACAGGCGGUUCCAGAGGAAACAGCAUGCAGAUGUUGAAGUGAUCCUAACUGAGAAAAAAGGCUGGGGACUGAGAGCUGCCAAAGAUCUCCCAUCUAACACGUUUGUGCUGGAAUAUUGUGGAGAAGUGCUGGAUCACAAAGAGUUCAAAGCCCGAGUGAAAGAGUAUGCCCGAAGUAAGAACAUUCACUACUACUUCAUGGCACUGAAAAAUGAUGAGAUAAUAGAUGCAACCCAGAAAGGAAACUGCUCCCGUUUCAUGAACCACAGCUGUGAACCAAACUGUGAGACACAAAAGUGGACUGUGAAUGGACAGCUAAGGGUUGGCUUUUUCACCACCAAACUAGUUCCAUCAGGCUCAGAGCUAACAUUUGACUACCAGUUCCAGAGAUAUGGCAAAGAGGCUCAGAAAUGCUUCUGUGGCUCAACUAACUGCCGGGGUUACCUGGGAGGAGAGAACAGGGUCAGCAUCAGAGCCGCAGGAGGAAAAAUGAAAAAGGAACGCUCUCGUAAGAAAGACUCGGUGGAUGGGGAGUUGGAAGCGCUGUUGGAGAAUGGAGAGGGGCUUUCAGAUAAGAACCAAGUUCUCAGUUUAUCCCGGUUGAUGGUUCGGAUUGAGACUUUGGAGCAGAAACUCACCUGCCUCAAACUCAUACAGAACACACACUCGCAAGCCUGCCUGAAGUCCUUCCUGGAAUGUCAUGGCUUGUCUCUCCUCUGGAUCUGGAUGGCUGAGCUGGGUGAUGGACGGGGAAACACUGUGAACAACCUGAAGCUCCAGCUAGAGAUUAUGAAGACUCUGGAGCUCUUGCCUAUACCCAAUAAAAACAUGUUGGAGGAGAGCAAAGUGCUUCCAAUUAUCCAGCGCUGGGCUCAGACCAAGACUGCAGUCCCACAGCUCAGUGAGGGGGAUGGUUAUUCCAGUGAGAACACAUCACGGGCUCAUACGCCACUCAACACGCCAGAUCCUUCCAUCAAGCAGAGCACAGAAGGCGACACAGACACCCCGAAGAAGCUUGUCUUUCGAAGGCUCAAAAUUAUAAGUGAAAACAGCAUGGACAGUGCGAUCUCUGAUACCACCAGUGAGCUGGAGGGAAAGGAGGGCAAAGAAGACCUAGACCCGCUGGAUAGUGCGCCUGCAGAGGUGGUAGAGGAGCAGCCGCAACAGGAAAUCAAAGCUGCCAUUGAUGCUGCAGUGGACAGCAGCAAACCUCAGGCUACUGAGCUGGAGGCUGAGCCUGAAGCAGAGGCCAAAGAGAGCAAUGGCACAAAGCUAGAAGAGCCCAUUGCAAUGGAAACACCAUCUCAAGAUGAAGAGGAGGGGGUGUCUGAUGUAGACAGUGAGAGGAGCCAAGAACAGACUGACAAAAUAGUGGAUAUGAGUGACUUGGCUACCAAGCUUCUGGACUGCUGGAAAGACCUAAAGGAGGUGUAUCGAAUCCCGAAGAAGAGUCAAGCUGAAAAGGAGAGUAGUGGAGAUCGUGGGAGGGAUGCAGUGGGUCAUAGGGACCAAACUGCUACCCCAAAGAAUCCCAACCAGAGCAGAGAGAGAGACCCUGAGAGGCAGAGCCAGAGUAAAGAGAAGAAGAAACGGAGAGAGUCCUUGUCCCCACCAUCUUCGGCCUACGAGCGAGGAACCAAGAGGCCGGAUGACAGGUAUGACACACCCGCUUCUUCUAAGAAGAAAGUGCGGCUCAAGGAUCGCAACAAGCUGUCCACGGAAGAACGCAGGAAGCUGUUCGAACAGGAAGUAGCUCAGCGGGAGGCUCAGAAACAACAGCAGCAACUACAGAACCUAGGGAUGACUUCCCCACUUCCAUACGAUUCCAUGGGCUACAGCGCUCCCCACCACAGCUUUAUUGGCUAUCCCCCUGGCUAUCCCAUGCAGGCUUAUGUGGAUCCCAGCAAUCCCAAUGCUGGGAAGGUGCUACUACCCACGCCGAGCCUGGAUCCUAUGUGCUCUCCUGCAGCCUAUGAGCAUCCCCAGACUUUGGUUGGGCACGCAGUCGAACCACCCCUGACUACUCCUCAGCCGGUACCAGUAGUACAACAUGUAGCAACAACGAUGGAGGUUUCUGCGCCUCAGUACGUAGCACAAAGUGACACCGUGGUCCAUCAGGAACCUAAUGUCGCUGUCUUGCCAGUGCCUGCCCCGGGUCCAGUGCAGGGGCAGAGUUAUGGAGUCUGGGAUUCCAAUCAGCAGGCGGUAGCUGUGCAACAGCAGUACUCUCCGGCCCAGGCUCAGCCAACCAUCUAUUACCCAGGACAGACGUGUCAGACUGUUUAUGGGGUGACAUCCCCUUAUUCUCAGACGACUCCACCGAUUGUACAGAGUUAUGCACAGCCAGGUCUUCAGUAUAUCCAAGGGCAGCAGAUUUACACAGCUCAUCCACAGGGAGUGGUGGUGCAGCCGACGGCAGCAGUAACAACAAUCGUAGCAGCCGGGCAGCCUCAGCCCAUACAGCAGCCAGAGCUGGUAGUGACCAACAAUCUUCUGGAUCUACCACCGCCAUCUCCUCCAAAACCCAAAACCAUUGUCCUCCCUCCCAACUGGAAAACAGCCCGCGAUCCAGAGGGGAAGAUCUAUUAUUACCAUGUGAUCACAAGGCAAACCCAGUGGGAUCCUCCUACCUGGGACAGCCCCGGAGAUGAUGCCAGCCUCGAACAUGAAGCUGAGAUGGACCUUGGGACUCCAACAUACGAUGAAAACCCAAUGAAGGAUCCAUUAAUGUCUCAAGAUGGAAGCAUAGAGGGUACACCAAAUGCUUAUAAGUCUUCCAAAAAACCCAAAACAGCAGAAGCCGACACUUCGAGUGAGCUGGCUAAGAAGAGCAAAGAAGUGUUCAGGAAAGAGAUGUCUCAGUUCAUCGUGCAGUGCCUGAACCCCUACCGCAAACCUGACUGCAAAGUAGGAAGGAUAACCACAACAGAAGACUUCAAACACUUAGCACGCAAGCUGACUCAUGGUGUGAUGAACAAGGAGCUGAAAUACUGCAAGAACCCGGAGGAUCUGGAGUGCAACGAGAAUGUGAAGCACAAAACUAAGGAGUACAUUAAGAAAUACAUGCAGAAGUUUGGGGCGGUUUACAAGCCCAAAGAGGACACGGACUUAGAAUAACCACCUCUAACCUUUGGAAGGAGCGAUCCAUCCUCUUUGGACCUGACGAGAAGGAAUCCUGCCCGCUAAUCUCGGAGGCUGUUGGCGUGGAUGGGACUCUCAGUUCUGACCCGACCCUGCCUAUUCUUGGACAGAAAUGUCCCUGUUUCUGUAUGAAAUGAAGCAGUUGCCCACUGUUUGGGAGUGAGGAGGGCGACGCAGAGCGGAGACAGCUCCUUCCAUCCUCUUCCUCUUCGCAGGCAAACCCGGGUCUCAAAUCUGGCGGUGCUGUUUGGCGCACUGACCCAUGCGCACAUCUUGUGUCCCCGAGAUCUGUAUUAUAUUUUAACGUAUAUGUGAAUAUAUUGAUAAUUUUUUUUUUGCUUUUAGCCCGACACGUGCUGAUAUCACGGGAACACUUUGUAAGGAUAGUUUUGUUUUUGUUUUUUUGUUCUCCUGCAAGGUUAAUCUGUUAUCAUGUAAAUAUUCAGGAACAGGCAGCCUCUGGGUUUCUGGCAGGCCUCGUGCUAUGUUGAUAAGAUUGAUUUUACUGCUUAAAUCAUUUUACUUUAUCCAAUUUUUACUGAACUUU